This is a messenger RNA of Mugil cephalus (flathead mullet), 5507 nucleotides long. It is a transcript of the gene pcdh10b, whose product is annotated as protocadherin 10b. The transcript is spliced from 5 exons. The coding region runs from base 683 to 3574 and encodes 963 amino acids. Gene Ontology annotation, cellular component: plasma membrane. Gene Ontology annotation, biological process: homophilic cell-cell adhesion. The record is from RefSeq and is a predicted model, not a curated record. Lineage: Eukaryota; Metazoa; Chordata; Actinopteri; Mugiliformes; Mugilidae. Gene Ontology annotation, molecular function: calcium ion binding.
AGCUCAGAGGGAGACAGUGAGAGGUAGAGAGGCAAUGAGAUAGACGUUGAACGUUGACAGUCAACCGCAGGAACCAAUCAGAGAGAGCGUUCAGCGUGCUAUACCGCCGUGGGGGCUGCGAAGGGAGGUGCGAGUUGGAGAAAAAAGCAAAUAGUUGAGUGAACUGCAUCAGUAGAGAGUGGAGUGGAGGAGGUAACAGUAAGAGAGGAUCUUUCCAAACGGACACGGAGAGCUAGAAAGACAAGGAGAUGCGUCUACGUUUCUUUUCUAACUAGGGACCAUCACUGAAAAUGUACAUUUUAUGUGUCUUAUAUGGAUUAUAAUAUUUUUUCCAACUUCUGUCCAGACUGGUUUCAUCAGUUCUGUGGCGCUGCGAUUUAUUGGGAUGUGCUCUUCGCCGGUACGCAUCUGAAAAGCAAGGAAACAGAGCUAAAACAGAGAGAAAACUCGUUAAAACAUUAGAAAAAUUAAAAUCCCUGACUUUUAAAUGGGACCCAUGUGUCCGGACGAAUUAAACGUCUUUGGAGACUUUUGCGUAUUUUGGAGACAUUUCCGUUUGAAGUGAGAUGGGUGAAGAGAAUUGACAUUUGGUUUAUCAACACAGGAUAAAGCUUACUGUUACUGAUUUAUUUUUAUUUUAUUUUAUUUUAUUUUGUACUUAAGUUUACUUGUUUCUCCGGAAAUGAUUGUGCUUCUGAUUAUGCUGUGCAUCACGGAUGGAGUGCACUCCCAGAUACGCUACUCUGUCCCGGAGGAGGCAGAUCACGGCACCUUGGUGGGAAAUAUCGCCGAAGACCUGGGACUGGACCUUACCAAGCUGGCCUCCCGCCGCUUCCAAGUGGUGCCCAGCUCUCGGACACCGUAUCUGGAGGUGAACCUUGAGAACGGCGUCCUGUUCGUUAACGAGAAAAUCGACCGGGAGCAGAUCUGCAAGCAGAGCGCCAGUUGCCAACUCAACAUGGAGGUGUUUUUGGAGAACCCACUGGAGCUAUUUCGAGUUGAAAUCGAGGUGGUGGACAUUAACGACAAUCCACCCAGCUUCCCGGAGACGGAUAUCACGGUAGAGAUCUCAGAAAGCGCCACUCCAGGCACCCGUUUUCCCUUGGAGAGUGCGUUCGACCCGGACGUGGGCUCUAACGCUUUACGCACGUAUGAUAUAACCACUAACAGCUACUUUUACCUCGAUGUGCAGACUCAAACUGAUGGAAACAAAUUCGCUGAGCUUGUCCUAGAGAAAGCGUUGGACCGGGAGCAGCAGGCAGCUCACAGAUACGUACUAACCGCUGUGGAUGGGGGUCAGCCUCCUCGGACUGGCACCGCGCUACUGGUGGUUAAAGUGUUGGACUCUAACGAUAACGUGCCGGUGUUUAACCAGCCCGUCUACACAGUCAGUCUUUCGGAGAACGCACCGGUGGGUACGCAGGUUAUCCAACUGAACGCUACUGACAUGGAUGAAGGACUAAACGGGGAGAUAGUUUAUUCUUUCAGUAACCACAUCUCUAACCGCAUAAAGGAAAUGUUCGGCAUAGAUCCGCGCACUGGGCGCAUUGAGGUGCGCGGAGAGGUGGAUUUCGAGGAGAGCGGCUCCUAUCAAAUCUUCGUACAGGCUAAAGAUCUGGGACCAAAUGCCGUUCCUGCGCACUGCAAAGUGCUAGUCAAAGUCACCGACGUGAACGACAAUGCACCGGAGAUCACCUUCAGCACUGUUACUGAGUCGGUGAGCGAAAAAGCCGCUCCUGGUACCGUCAUCGCGCUGUUAAGUGUGACUGACCGGGACGCAGAGGAGAACGGACAAAUCCACGUGGAAAUCCUCGGCGAUGUCCCGUUUAAAUUAAAAUCCUCUUUUAGGAAUUAUUUCACCAUUGUGACUGAUGGGCCGUUGAACCGGGAGCAGGCAAACUCCUAUUCAGUCUCAGUUGUGGCGCGAGAUAAAGGGACACCUUCACUCGCCACCAGUAAGUCCAUCCGAGUCCAGGUGUCAGAUGAGAACGACAACUCACCUACGUUUACGCAACCCAUAUAUGACGUGUAUGUGACAGAAAAUAACGUUCCAGGAGCAUACAUACAUGCUGUGACGGCUCUUGACUCGGACAUCGGGCAGAACGCGCUCAUCAGUUACUCCAUAUUAGAGUGUGACAUCCAGGGCAUGUCAGUAAAAACCUAUGUGUCAAUCAAUGAGGAGACGGGCUAUCUUUAUGCGCUCAGGUCCUUUGAUUAUGAGCAGUUGAAGGAAUUUACAUUUAUGGUCCAGGCCAAAGAUGCAGGCUCCCCAGAGCUCUCCUCCAACACCACUGUCAAAGUCAUCAUUGUGGAUCAGAAUGACAAUGCCCCCCUAGUGCUAGCUCCCCUGGGAAAGAAUGGCACAGCCAAGGAGCUCCUGCCCCGCUCAGCUGAGCCAGGCUACCUCAUAACCCGCAUAGUAGCCAUGGAUGCGGAUGACGGUGAGAAUGCUCGCUUGUCCUACAGCAUCCAGAGGGGGAAUGAGAAUGGCAUGUUUAGGAUGGACUGGAGGACAGGUGAACUCCGGACAGCUAGGCGGGUGUCAGCAAAGCGAGACACCCAUCAGAAGUACGAUCUGCUAAUUGAAGUGAGGGACCAUGGCCAGCCACCUCUGUCCUCCAGUUCCAGUGUGCUGGUGAUGCUGGUGGAUAGUGUGGCUGAAGGUCACAGUGGCAGAGACAGAGGAGGCACCAGCAAAGCCAAAGAGGGCACCCUGGACCUCACCCUCAUCCUUAUCAUCGCCCUAGGCUCUGUGUCUUUCAUCUUCCUCCUGGUCAUGAUCGUGCUGGCUGUGCGCUGUCAGAAGGACAAAAAGCUUAACAUUUACACCUGCCUGACCAGUGAUUGCUGUCUUAGUUGCAGCUCCUGCUGCUCAAGGCAGGGAAGGGCCCGCAAGAAAAAGCUCAGCAAAUCGGACAUCAUGCUAGUGCAAAGUGCUGUUAACGUCAGUGGGACUGGUACGACUCAAGUCCCCGUGGAGGAGUCUGGGAGCUUCGGCUCCCACCACCAAAAUCAAAACUAUUGUUACCAGGUAUGUCUCACUCCAGAGUCUGCCAAAACAGACCUCAUGUUCCUUAAGCCGUGUAGUCCUUCUAGGAGCACAGACACCGAUCACAACCCGUGCGGGGCCAUAGUGACAGGGUACACAGACCAGCAGCCUGACAUCAUAUCAAACGGCAGCAUUUUAUCAAACGAGACCAAACACCAGAGAGCUGAACUCAGCUACCUGGUUGACAGGCCGAGACGUGUCAACAGUUCGGCCUUCCAGGAGGCAGACCUGGUCAGCUCUAAAGACAGCGGCCAUGGAGACAGCGAGCAGGGAGACAGUGACCACGAUGCCACCAACAGAGGCCAUUCCUCCGGGGCUGAUCUGUUCUCUAACUGCACAGAGGAGUGUAAGGCCCUGGGCCACUCUGAUCGCUGCUGGAUGCCGAGCUUUGUGCCCUCUGAUGGGCGUCAGGGUCCAGACUACCGCAGCAACCUCCACGUGCCUGGCAUGGACUCAGUCCCAGACACAGAGCGAGGAAAGGGGUUUGCUAGCUCCUUUCGCGUGGACAUACCAGAGACAGCGUGAUUUUGCACAGUCGCUUCCUGGCAACCAAGGCUGUAAAAAAGGCGUCAAGAUUUUGUUCUCUCCUGCCCUCACCUCUUCUGGCCCAGCAAAAAAAUAAAUAAAUAAAUAAAAUGAAAAUAAAAACAAACACAACGACACAGAGAAGGAGGAACAACCAGCUUAAAGAAUUAAAAGGUCCCUUCUUCUUUCUGGAACUGCUUGCAGCACUGCCAUGUUUUUGAGGCACAUCAAUCUUUGGAUUAAGAGGCCGGACAUGGAGGAGGUAGGAAUAUUUGGGUAGAUAGACAGCCUUACUGGGAAAACCUGAUUGUCUCAGCAGGACUGAGAAACUAACGGAGGAGGAAAGGCGUACGUUGGAGAGAUACACCUGGGCUGAUCUCUCUGUCCUUUUACAAUCUGUGUGUGCCUGUUUACACCACUGAUGUAUACAUCUUUGAGGGAAAUACAACCAGACAAGAACUACAUUCAAGCAACGAAAGGCAAGUCGAAAUGAGAGCCACCCACAGAAACCGCCACUUAGCCCUUUAGGCGUUUGUACUCACAGAGUUACGCCAAAUUGUACAGGAAAAUCUGUGUGCAUUUCAAAAUGCAAUAUAACUCUUUUAGAUCUUUCUAUUCUGUUUGUGUGGUCAGGUAGGUGGAAAGGACUUUUUUCUUUAAAAUUCUGCAUUCAUUUCACACCAAGUACUUUCAAUAAUGUGUGAGAAUUGUUUACUGUACUCUUUUAAAAAGUUUCAAGAUGAAUAUAAAACUAUAUAAAUCUGUCUAUAUCUACUUGUUCUGAAGGUGUGCGGUUUGUUUGCAGAGUUUCACAUUAUGAUCCAGAGGUUUGAUUAUUGUUUAAGCGCCCCGGACGAUGGCUUGUUUGUCCCAGUGGAAGACAAAGAAAGACAGAAGAUCCUUUGAAAAUGUAGAAAUGAAGUUCUCAUUGUUUGACUUUCUUUCAUUGUUUUCUACCAGUUUUGGCUAUAGAUAAACAUUAUGUCUGUAAGUGAAAAGGAGGGCAUAUUUUAGACUGAAAUUAGUGGCAAUUAUGUGUCACUGUAACCAAAACUUUAAGGAUCCAUUUAAGAAACUGAAGAAAGCAGGAUUAAAUGCAAAUAGUGUUGUACACAAUGGCAAAGAAAUUCAGUAUACACACAUUUCUUUCUCACACGUUACAAACACAAACACAAGAAUAUGCCAACAAUAAACUGAAAAAUUGUGAAAAAAGAAGGUGUUGUCUGCUUUUAUUUUAACGUACAUUCUGUCCUGGUCGUACAAAGCCAGGUUUGAGGAGGCCUGAUUUGUUGGUAUUUUCUUUACGUCUCCCUAGUUAAUCCUGUGUGACAAUGACAACAGGAUCUUCCUCAUUCCAUUCAUUAAAACAAUUAACAAACAUUAACUAAUAAUAUUAGUUAGAGCAAGGGUUAAAGCACUGCUAAGAGUCACUGGCUCCAUUAUUCCACUUUGGGAGCGCUGGCCCUUUGGGCAAUAGACAAGAAGGUCAAAUGCAAAGAUGAAUAAAACAAACUUAUCAAUAUACUGUGUUACCUGAAGCUGAGUAUAUUGAAGUCCUUUACCUGUGUUUUCAGGCUGGUUUACGUACAAAAUAUACAAGCUUGUGUUUAUGGAUUAAAACAAACGUGGUGGGUGCUGUAUGCUAACAUAUUUAAGUGAAUGUUCUGUAUUAAAAUGUAAAAAUAUUCAGUGAGUGAGACACUCUCCAGACCCAGUAUUGUCCUGAGUGAGCUGAUCAAAAGCGACCAGCUUAAAAUUCAACUCACAUCGUCAUUCAACAAUCUCUGUUUUAAAUGGUUACCAGAACAGAGUGUGUCUGUACUGUGUCUGUUCAGUAGUGUACAGAACGUUUACAUUUAUUUUGUUUUUAUAGGUGUUGGCAGGCAAAAUCAAGUCUAAACAAGAACCAAUAAAUAAAUGCAAUUAUCGUAUA